Molecule: messenger RNA, 4118 nt
Organism: Apodemus sylvaticus (European woodmouse)
Lineage: Eukaryota; Metazoa; Chordata; Mammalia; Rodentia; Muridae
Gene: Soat1
Product: sterol O-acyltransferase 1
Exons: 16
Coding region: 210-1850 (546 amino acids)
Biological process (GO): cholesterol efflux; cholesterol homeostasis; cholesterol metabolic process
Cellular component (GO): endoplasmic reticulum membrane
Molecular function (GO): cholesterol O-acyltransferase activity; cholesterol binding; fatty-acyl-CoA binding
Source: RefSeq, a predicted model, not a curated record
CCUGGGCUGGUUCUUCGCUCUCCAGCUUCCUUUCUUGUGCUUGGAAAGCGUCCUCUUAUCUCUUGGACCAUUUCCCCCAGGCCUUAUUCCCCUUCUUCUGCCGCCCCCUAAGCAUUCCUCAAACCAAAGAUCACUUCCGGGCUGGAGCCACUGGUCAGUAUAAGCCUGUUAGCUCUCUGAAGUCUCCUUACCAGCAGUGUUGACGCUCGAUGGUGGGAGAAGAGAAGAUGUCACUAAGAAACCGGCUGUCAAAAUACAGUGAGAAUCCUGAGCAAGAUGAAGCCCAGAAAAAUCUCUUGGACACACAGAGAAAUGGUCACAUUACCAUGAAACAGUUGAUAGCCAAGAAGAGGCAGUUGGCAGCAGAGGCGGAGGAGCUGAAGCCACUGUUUCUGAAGGAAGUUGGCUGUCACUUUGAUGACUUUGUGACCAACCUCAUUGAGAAGUCAGCAUCUCUGGACAAUGGCGGGUGCGCGCUCACAACCUUCUCCAUUCUUGAAGAAAUGAAAAACAACCACAGAGCCAAAGAUCUGAGAGCACCUCCAGAACAAGGGAAGAUAUUCAUUUCAAGGCGGUCUCUUUUAGACGAGCUGUUUGAAGUGGACCACAUCAGAACGAUUUACCACAUGUUCAUCGCGCUCCUCAUUCUCUUCAUCCUCAGCACGCUCGUCGUGGAUUACAUCGACGAGGGGAGACUGGUACUUGAGUUCAAUCUCCUGUCCUAUGCUUUUGGCAAGCUUCCUAUCGUUAUUUGGACAUGGUGGGCCAUGUUCCUGUCUACGCUGUCAAUCCCCUAUUUCCUGUUCCAGCGAUGGGCCCAUGGUUACAGAAAGAGUUCUCACCCACUGGUCUAUUCCCUUGUCCACGGCUCGCUCUUCUUAGUCUUCCAACUUGGAAUUCUAGGUUUCGUACCGACAUAUGUUGUCUUAGCAUACACACUGCCACCGGCCUCCCGGUUCAUCCUGAUCCUGGAACAGAUUCGUUUGGUAAUGAAGGCUCACUCGUUUGUCAGAGAGAAUGUGCCACGAGUACUAAAUGCUGCCAAGGAGAAAUCAAGCACAGUUCCGGUACCCACAGUCAACCAGUACCUGUACUUCCUGUUUGCUCCUACACUUAUUUACCGUGACAACUACCCGAGGACUCCUACUGUAAGAUGGGGUUAUGUUGCUAUGCAGUUUUUACAGGUUUUUGGUUGCCUGUUUUAUGUGUACUACAUCUUUGAGAGACUCUGCGCCCCACUGUUCCGGAAUAUCAAGCAGGAGCCCUUCAGUGCUCGGGUCCUGGUGCUGUGUGUAUUUAACUCCAUCUUGCCAGGCGUGCUCAUGCUGUUCCUCUCCUUCUUUGCCUUUUUGCACUGCUGGCUCAAUGCCUUUGCUGAGAUGUUACGCUUUGGUGACAGGAUGUUUUAUAAGGACUGGUGGAACUCUACGUCCUACUCCAACUACUACCGGACCUGGAAUGUGGUGGUCCACGACUGGCUCUACUACUAUGUGUACAAGGACCUCCUCUGGUUUUUCUCGAAGAGGUUCAAAUCUGCCGCCAUGUUGGCUGUCUUCGCCCUCUCGGCUGUGGUGCAUGAGUACGCCCUCGCUGUCUGCCUGAGCUACUUCUACCCAGUGCUCUUUGUGCUCUUCAUGUUCUUUGGAAUGGCUUUUAACUUCAUCGUUAACGACAGCCGGAAAAGGCCGAUCUGGAACAUCAUGGUUUGGGCUUCUCUGUUCCUGGGCCAUGGAGUCAUUCUGUGUUUUUACUCUCAAGAGUGGUAUGCCCGUCAGCACUGUCCUCUGAAGAACCCUACAUUUCUGGAUUAUGUCCGGCCACGGUCCUGGACUUGUCGGUAUGUGUUUUAGAAGCCCUGGCUCUGCCUGCUUUCUUGCCUCUGAAGACUGGACAUUCUUCCUGCCUUCGAGCCAGCCGUCUUCAGCAGUCACGGAACACCUGUGCCAGCGUGUGGAGCUCUGCCCUUCCGGGGCGCACCUGGAGUUGGGCUGUGGGAAGUUCACUUAGCGAUUAUUAUUACUAUCAUUUUUUGUUCCCUCUGGGGGAGAAAGGAGACCAGCGAGGUGAUGGCAGAGUCUCGCAGGGUUAUCUCAGGUCCAGCCUUGGUAGUUUUAUAUGUUUAUUUCCUUGAUUCCAUCCAACCAGAGACUAAACAUAUCUUGGCCACAAGUUAGCCAAAGUACCUUAGGAAGACAUCAUUUCAGUGUCUUUGAACUUAGAAGUUUUUUUCAUGCACACUAUCAGGAGGUAUGCUAGUGUAGUUGGGAAGAAAUAAAUUUUGUUAUUUUUGGUAGAGAAAAGAAUACCUAUUUUCCAAAGAUAAUCUUGUUAUGCAUUCUGCUCAUCUGUUGCUGAUCUGUGCUUUGCUUCUGUGCGGGGACUGGAACCCAGGGCCUUGCUCAGGGCGGCGCACGGAGCCACACCCUAGCCCUGCCGUUGUAUAUUUCUCAAAGUUCUGGUCUACUGUUUUGUUUUCCAUUUUCUGUAUAAGUUGUGAUUCUUUUAAACAAUUAGUGUUCUUUCCCUACUACAAAUUCAAGGGUCAGAAGUAGAAAGGGAAAAAAGACAUUUCCUUUAGAAACUUCAAAAGUCAUUUUAAAAUAUAGACUCACUGAGCUGGCCAGGCAUUUUUAAUUAUUUUAUCAUAGAAGUUCUGUGGAAGCUUUUAUUGUUGUUGGUUUGUUUUUUUGUUUUUUAGAGGUGGGGGUCUUGCUAUGUAGCCCAGGCUGGUCUUGAACUUGCUAUGUAGCCUGGCUGGCCUUGAACCCCUGACCUCCUGCUCCUGCCUUCCAAGUGCUAGGAUCACAGAAGACAUCUCCAUGCCUGAUCAAGAUUUUUUUUUUAAACUUUUAGGUUGUAACUUCUUUGAAGUUACUUAGAAGUAUCCUUUGGUACAAUUGCUUUAUUGUCUAAUACGUAGUGACUGUCCUUGUUACAGACUAGUGAGUCCACAGUGGAAGUAUUAAUCUUUCUCUACUAAUAAUCCUAAAAUGACUACUAAGGAUCCAGAAGCUGGCUUCUGAAACGUCUGCUCAGUCAUUAUACUUUAACAGUAUAUUUUUAGAUGAAAUAAAUUACUAUGUGAUCAUUUGUAAGGACAUGUACUCAUUAUGUGACAUUUGCAAAUUGUGAGGUGCCCGUUCCUUACCUGGUGUGUCAGAAGGGCCCGCUGUGCUUGUGUGCAAGGGUGUGUGAGAACUGCGCAUCAGUAGGGUACCACAAACCAUGUAGUUCAAACCUCCUGCCCAAAGAAAUGAGCCUUCCAAGUUGCUCACACACAGAAUGCCAUGGCACAGUCACUUUGGUGGUUAUUUCCUGGCAACCAUCCAUACAGGUUUGGGAAGUCUUUUCAGAGUGGCUUUAGAACUCAAUUUGAGUCUCACAAGAAGAUCUGUAAUGCUCUUUUAUAACCACUCCCAUGAGGACCACGUGUCUCCAGGUUCCUUACCUGCUUUACCACCGCUGGAGAUGAGUUGUGGCUGUUUCUGUCAGCAGAUCUUUGUUCCCAAACAGUAGUGUUCUGUGUUGUCAUAGAACCACAGCCCCUCAAUACAGCCUGUGAAUGGAGCCUAUGAAGUCCUGACUUGUGUCUUAAAGAUUAAAACAAGCUGGUCACUUUUAUGUGUAAUGACAUUUUAAAUGUACGAGGGAACAGAUUGGCCUGGGACUUGGUUAUAAGCCAGACUUCGGAAGCACCGGAUGGAAUUUCAGAGGGCGGGGGACUUUUUUUCUGAGACAAGGUCUUUCUCCACAACCAAGCUGGUGUGGACCUCACAUCCUCCUGCCUCAGCCUCCUCAGGUGCCAGAAUUUAUAAGCAUGUGCUGCCACAGAAGGCCUUUCAUUAGGAAUUAUUUUCCUGACAAGAUUUUAGGCGAUAAUAAUGUGUGUAAGACUGCAAACUACUUAGAAUUCUAAGAGCGUUGUAGGAGAACCUCAAAAAUACAAAACCCCAAACUAGGUGGCCACUUAAAAUACAAAACCCCAAACUAGGUGGCCACUUUUGUGAAAGAGAUUGGGUUGGCAACCAUGACCACAUUGCUGGCAGCGUUAGCAGUCUUUUUUUUCAAAUCAUGUCUGAACUCUUUAAAGAGAAAAUAAAACCAAAACCUCUUGCUAA